Molecule: messenger RNA, 2224 nt
Organism: Tachysurus vachellii
Lineage: Eukaryota; Metazoa; Chordata; Actinopteri; Siluriformes; Bagridae
Gene: pigu
Product: phosphatidylinositol glycan anchor biosynthesis, class U
Exons: 12
Coding region: 37-1344 (435 amino acids)
Biological process (GO): protein localization to cell surface; attachment of GPI anchor to protein
Cellular component (GO): GPI-anchor transamidase complex; membrane
Source: RefSeq, a predicted model, not a curated record
AAUAAAAGGGUGGGGAGUUGUGUUUGUUCACUGAAAAUGGCGGCUCCCUUAACACUUGUGUUGAUUUUAGCAGUAACAAUAAGAGCUGUCUUAUUUCGGUCUAGUUUAGCAGCACUGAUUUCCGAAAGGGUUGAAGUUGUAUCUCCUCUAAAUUCGUGGAAAAGAGUUGUGGAGGGUCUUGCCUUGUUGGAUCUUGGGGUCUCGCCGUAUUCGGGGGAUGUAUUUCAUGAAACACCCCUUAUCAUAUACCUCUUUCAUUUUUUGGUGGACUAUGUAGAGAUUGUGUUUAUGAUAGCAGAUGGAAUCACAGCAGUGGCUCUCUAUCUGUCAGUGAAGAUCUACAACAAAAAUGAGUUCAGAAAACAGAAGUAUGCUUUGGAGGCAGACCGGUAUCCACAUGACUGCCUGGAGCUCAUGCGCUCACCCAAAGAGAUGUUCUACAUUCCUCUCAAAGUGGCUAUGUUUUACCUGUUGAAUCCCUUCAGUAUUCUAUCCUGUGUGGCAAAGUCUACCUGUGGUCUAAACAAUGCCAUUAUUGCAGUCUUCAUCCUCUGCACACUAAAAGGAAAUGCUUUGUUGAGUGCAAUAUUCUUGUCCUUGGCAACCUAUCAGAGCAUCUAUCCUCUCACAUUAUUUGCACCUGCCCUUCUUUUCCUGCUACAGAGGUUGUAUAUCCCAGUUAACCCAUGCAGGAGUAGUUUUUGGUUCUUCACCCUGCAGUACGCCUUCAUGUUUGUGGGAAGUCUGGUUGUCAUCGUCUGCCUCUCUUUCUUUUUACUUGGCUCUUGGGACUUUAUUCCUUCAGUCUACGGAUUCAUCCUCUCAGUACCAGAUCUUACUCCAAAUAUUGGCCUCUUCUGGUAUUUCUUUGCUGAGAUGUUUGAGCAUUUUCGUUUCUUCUUCAUCUGCGUCUUCCAGAUUAACAUAUUUUUGUACACCAUCCCUCUGUCUAUCAAACUCAAGGAUCAUCCAGUAUUUCUCAUCUUCAUGCAGAUUGCCAUCAUCUCCAUAUUUAAAUCAUACCCCACUGUGGGAGACAUAUCACUCUAUAUGGCUUUCCUACCUGCCUGGAGCCACCUUUACAGAUUCCUGAGGAACAUCUUCCUGGUUUCCUGCAUUUUGUUGGCUUGCUCAGUUCUCUUCCCUGUGCUUUGGCAUCUCUGGAUCUAUGCUGGCAGUGCCAACUCUAACUUCUACUAUGCCAUCACACUGCUGUUCAACAUUGGACAGAUUCUACUCAUGUCGGACUACUUCUACGCAUACUUGCGUCGGGAGCAUCACCUGAGCCUGGGGCUGUACCUGCAAAGAAAGGAUGGCAGUGAGGCCACACUUGUGUUAAAAUAACCUCUAAACUAGCAGCUUGAUUACCUCUUCUCUUCCUCCAUCCUUUUAUUAAAAACCUUUUUUCUUAUACGCUUGUAAACUUUCAUUUUCAAACUUUCUGUAUUUUAUUAAUCUGUAAAAUCCCCCCAUCUUUCACACCAUAACGAAUACCAAAAUUACAUCAUAUUACGAGUGAUCUACCAUUUUACGUUCAAUAGGUGUAGGUGACCCAGUGAGCCGGAAUACUUUCAAUUGUGUAAAACUUAUAUUCGUAGUGCAUGGUGUUGGGGUCCCUUUAAAUCCAUCAGUUAAACCAUGACAUCAGUUAAAGGGCUAUUUAUUCACACAACUUGCGCUUGAAUCACUCUAGCAGGUUCAGUGUAGUGGAAUUUAUUGCCACUAGUCAUAUGUCCCUCACCAUAGAUGGUAUCAUUAGGUGUAUCUAAACUUACCCAAAGUAAGAUUUCAACCUUCAUGCUCCAGCAUAAUAUGGGAAUGGUGAUCAUCCGGGUUUAGUUACUAACAAAACACACUAAUCUUCCUUUCUCCCAAGGUGUAAGAAAUUUAAACAAACUUACAUACUUAAGUGAGUAAUUCAAUGCCACCUCUUUAUUAUGUAUAUAUAAUUUAUAUUUGAAGCAAUAGCUCAUUUCUCCAGGAGCAGAUGCUAAGGCUGCCGCAGCAUCUCAGGAUUUUCCUCAAGAUAAAUCUACUAUGAUUAUCAGAACGUAUUGUUAUAAUUACCAUUAUGGGUUUUUUUUGUUUGUUUUUGUAUUUGUGUACUGUUUACCUUGGUAUGGGUGUUUUAAUGGAGAUUUUGAAUUAUGUGGAAUACUGUCGGAAUGUUUGUACGUUGAAAAUGAAAACAUACCAUGCAAAUAAAAAAAUUGCUAUUUGUUUA